This is a messenger RNA of Spinacia oleracea (spinach), 2266 nucleotides long. Its product is annotated as integrin-linked protein kinase 1. The transcript has 11 exons. The record is from RefSeq and is a predicted model, not a curated record. Gene Ontology annotation, molecular function: protein binding; protein serine/threonine kinase activity; ATP binding. The coding region runs from base 365 to 1570 and encodes 401 amino acids. Lineage: Eukaryota; Viridiplantae; Streptophyta; Magnoliopsida; Caryophyllales; Amaranthaceae. Gene Ontology annotation, biological process: protein phosphorylation.
AGCAAGUGGGAAGCCAUCUCUUUCCUUCUCUUUUUUCAUUUCUUUUUCUCCUCCUUUCCAUUCCCUCCAUUCCUUCCAUUUUCCGCCAUUUUCACACCUCUUUCUCUCUCUCUUCUUCCGGCGUUUCCUUCGGAUCAUCUCCUUCUCUCUCUCUCCCCAAAUCUCUCUUUCUCUCUCUCAAAUCAUCGGUUAUCCACAACAUUUCUGGCAAUCUAUGCUCGAUUUCGAGAGCUCUUGCUGCUCGCUCGAGCUCUCGAUCGAGCUUUUUCGAUCAAUUAAUAAUCCUCUGUGAUAAUGUUAAUUGAGGGUGAAUUGACGGAAAAUUAGAAUUUGGAAUUCGAGAAGAAGAAAUAAAUUACUAAAAAUGGAGAUGGCAGCUCAAUUGAGGCGAGGGAUAUCGAGGCAAUUCUCAACAGGAUCUAUGAGGAAAUCAGGGAGGUUCAGCUUUAGGAGGCAGUCAUCGAUGGAUCCUCAGAGAAACACGAUGAGGUUUAGUUUUGGGCGGCAAUCGUCGCUGGAUCCAAUUCGUCGAAACGCCCAGGUGAAGGAGGAGCCAUUAACGGUACCGGAUAAUUUAGAUGCCACGAUGCAAUUGUUGUUCAUGGCUUGUACAGGGGAUUUGAAAGGACUCCAGGAUUUGCUGGAUGGAGGAACUGAUGUUAAUAGCAUUGAUUUGGAUGGGAGGACUGCUUUGCAUAUUGCUGCUUGUGAGGGUAAUGUUGAGGUGGUUAAGUUGUUGUUGAGGGGUAAGGCUAAUAUUGAUGCUCGUGAUCGUUGGGGCAGCACGGCAGCAGCUGAUGCUAAGUACUAUGGAAAUAUGGAAGUAUACAGUAUUUUGAAGGCUCGGGGUGCAAAAGUUCCAAAAACUAGGAAAACUCCAAUGGCAGUUGCAAAUUCUAAAGAAGUCCCAGAAUACGAACUUAAUCCAUUUGAACUACAAGUUCGCAGAUCUGAUGGUAUUGCAAAGGGAGUAUUUCAAGUUGCUAAGUGGAAUGGUACCAAGGUUGCUGUAAAGAUACUUGAUAAGGAGAGCUAUUCUGACCCCGAAAGCAUAAAUGGUUUUAAAAACGAGUUGACAUUAUUGGAAAAGGUGCGUCAUCCGAAUAUCAUUCAGUUCGUCGGAGCAGUUACCCAAAAUAUCCCAAUGAUGAUUGUAGUAGAAUUUCAUCCAAAGGGUGAUUUAGGAUGCUAUCUUCAAAAGAAAGGACGAUUAACACCAUCAAAAUCAUUAAAAUUUGCACUUGAUAUUGCAAGGGGGAUGAAUUACCUUCAUGAGUGCAAACCUGACCCAGUUGUCCAUUGUGAUCUAAUGCCCAAAAAUAUUUUGCUCGAUAGUGGAGGACAGUUGAAGGUAGCCGGAUUUGGUUUGAUACGAUUGUCGAAGAUAUCAGCUGAUAAAUUUAAACUGGCAGACCCUGGAGCCUCCAUUCGUAAUGCGAGUGUAUAUACAGCACCCGAGCUCUACAAAGAUGAAAUAUUUGACAAGAGAGUGGAUGCAUUCUCCUUCGCUGUUAUUCUUUACGAGUGUCCUGCAUUAGUAUGUGUCAGCGGUGGUGGUUGUGUUAUUUAGAGAUGAAGCCGUUAAGGUACUAAUUGCAUGUCAUGUUCUAGCAAUCCAUUUCUUCUUCUUGCACUUGAGGUAUGAUUGUUUUAUAAUUGCAUCCAAGUCCAUAUGAGAUUGUUCUGAUAUUCUAAGCCAGAAAAAACAUUUUAUUAAUAGUUAAAAAGUUGCCAAAUUUUGAUAGUUUGUAGGGAGUGGGAUCAUCAGUCUUAUGAAUGAGGAUCCUCUGACUAUUUACACACUUGUUCCUAGGUGAUCAUCUAAGAAAGAUCUGAUGAUGUCCCAUAUUUUAUUUGUUUCAAGUUGUCUGAUGUCUAAAUUUUUUAUCCAAAGCUUGAUAUUUCCAACAGAAAUAAUCCAAUAAUGCGAUUUUAUUUACUUUUGUAGUUUUGUGGAAUGAUCUGGAGCUUCUUGUUGGCUCCUUGUGUAAUAGAUUGGCUUAUUGGGAAGGGGUAGUGUAGGCAAUGCAUAAUUAGUUGUUAGAACUAGCUUGAAGAAGAGGGAAGUCAGUUAGUUCAACUUGGAAAUGCUGUGUAAAGAGGAAAUCAGUGAGAGUGAAAGCAUGAAUAUUAUUGAGAGUUCCCUUCAGUUUUGUUUCACUUUGGGAGAGAACAAGCCUCCCCAAAGCUUGUAUUAUUGUUAAUGAUGCAAAUUUCCAUCUUCGUCCUUUAAAUUUCUGCACAAAUUUCCAGUUCAUAACACACU